This is a messenger RNA of Maudiozyma barnettii, 1032 nucleotides long. It is a transcript of the gene IFA38, whose product is annotated as ketoreductase. The record is from RefSeq and is a predicted model, not a curated record. NCBI's taxonomy places the organism in Eukaryota, Fungi, Ascomycota, Saccharomycetes, Saccharomycetales, Saccharomycetaceae. Bases 1 to 1032 code for a protein of 343 amino acids. Gene Ontology annotation, cellular component: endoplasmic reticulum. Gene Ontology annotation, biological process: fatty acid elongation. The transcript has a single exon. Gene Ontology annotation, molecular function: ketoreductase activity.
AUGUCCUUUGUAGAAGAAAUUCAAUCUGUUGCAGGUAGUUGCAAAUGUGUUAACGUACUAUUAUGGUGCGUAUUUGGGUUCGGUGUCUUAAAGUUAACUACUUUAAUUCUACGUACCCUUGCAAUGAUGUUCGAUUUAUUCAUUCUUCCAUCCGUCAACUACUCAAAAUAUGGUGCUGGGAAAGGUAACUACUGUGUUGUUACUGGUGCUAGUGAUGGUAUCGGUAAGGAAUAUGCUAGACAAAUGGCCCAACGUGGUUUUAAUUUGAUCCUAAUAUCUAGAACUCUAAGUAAAUUAGAAAGUAUUAAGACUCAAUUCGAAGGACAAUAUAAAAUUAAGGUUGAAGUUUUAGCUAUGGAUAUCUCUGCUGAUGAAAGUUCAAACUACGAACAAAUUAAGAACUUAUGUCAAAACUUACCUAUUACAGUCUUGAUUAAUAACGUUGGUCAAUCACAUUCCAUUCCAGUGCCAUUUUUAGAAACCAAAGAAGAUGAAUUGAGAAAUAUUAUCACAAUUAAUAACACUGCUACUCUUUUAAUUACACAAAUUAUUGCACCAAUAAUUAAGGAUACUGUUAAGGACAAGAAAUCGUCUCGUGGUUUAAUUUUGACGAUGGGUUCCUUCGGUGGUUUAAUUCCAACACCUUUAUUAGCUACUUACAGUGGUUCUAAGGCUUUCCUACAAAACUGGUCUACUGCACUUGCAGGCGAACUCUCUGGCGAUAAGAUUGAUGUUGAGCUAGUGCUAUCUUAUUUGGUUACUAGUGCCAUGUCUAAAAUUAGAAGAACCUCGAUGAUGAUUCCAAACCCAAAACAAUUUGUUUCAGCCACUUUAAAGAGCGUUGGGAGACGUUGUGGUGCCCAAGAAAGAUACGCUACAGUUACUCCAUUCUGGUCUCAUGCCGUAUAUGAGUUUGUAAUUGAUGAAACUUUUGGUGUUUACUCCAAGAUUGUCAACACUAUCAAUCACUCCUUCCACAGAUCUAUCAGAAUUAGAGCUUUAAAGAAGGCUGCUAGAAAGGCUAACAAGUAG